GAUGCCUUCGAUGCGAAUACCGGGAUGUGAAGGGCGGCGUUCUGGCGGACGCCAUCGGCUACGGCAAGACAGCAUGCACCAUUGGACUCAUCGACAAAACGAAGGAGUCUCCCUUGCCAAGCGUCCCCACAGCUUUCCGAGGCUUCAUUCCUAGCCGAGCCACGCUGGUCCUGGUUCCCACAAACCUGCACAAGCAGUGGCUGUCCGAAAUCACCAAGUUCACGGGAGACGCGCUGAAGGUCAUUUCUGUGCCCACCUGCGCGCAGCUGAAGCGGCUGACUGUCAAGGAGCUGUCGGAGGCAGAUGUUGUCGUAUCCACCUACCGGCUGUUCUACUCCGCGCCGUACCUGCGACGGCUGGAGGAGCUCGCGCGGGAGAGCUCCUUCGGCUUCGCGUUCCCCAAGCACAAGGCAGGUGCUCAUGAAAGGGAGGAGUGGUCCCAAGCAUAUCGCUCGGCCUUUGAAGCACUUCCUGGCUGGGCUGCAAAGCUGGGCAUCGACACGGAGCCUACCACACCAGCCAGGCGUCCGGUGGCUGCUGCCGAAAACAGCGAGUUGAAGGGAGAAAGCAAGCGCAGAAGGGGCAAGGUGGCAAAGGCGAUGGAGGUCAAAGAAGAGACCCAGGCGGAGGAAGUCCAGGGCAAGCGUCGAAGAAACAAGGGGGCGAAGGCGCCAGAGGUCAAGGAAGAGACCCAG
This is a messenger RNA of Symbiodinium pilosum, 695 nucleotides long. Lineage: Eukaryota; Dinophyceae; Suessiales; Symbiodiniaceae. The record is from the annotation of a GenBank genome assembly.